Molecule: messenger RNA, 1539 nt
Organism: Knipowitschia caucasica
Lineage: Eukaryota; Metazoa; Chordata; Actinopteri; Gobiiformes; Gobiidae
Source: the annotation of a GenBank genome assembly
AUGGAUGAAGAGUCUCUGGAAGCUGCUAUUGCCACCUACACAGGGCAGCUGCAGCAGGUGGAAGCAGCACUGCAGGCUGGCUUGGACCCCUCACAACAAUCUGAUCUUCUCAAACUGAAGGAGGAUUUGAGCCAACUUGUGGAACUCACAGAAUCCAGUCUUGUGUCAGUGAAAAAGAGCAGAUUAUUAGCCAGUUUAGAGGAUCCAAAUUCUGCUCAUCCUAAUUUGCAAGCUGAAGGAAGUACGACGAAUGGGGCAUUUGAUGCUGAGUUUGCAGCUUUCUAUUCAGAAGUCGGAGAGACUUCAAGUAAUAAUGUGGUUGAGGAUAAUGAUGAAGGAGAUGAUAAUGAGGAUGAAUACGAUGAAGAGGAAGAAGACCUGAGUGGGAAAAAAGUGAAAGCUCCAUACAGGACAAACUGGGGGACUUUGGAGUACCACAAUGCAAUGGUGAUGGGAGCAGAGCCUCCUGAAGAAGAGGAGGCCUGUGUCAGAGUUCUUUACAUUUACCCCACUCAGAAGUCCAUGAAACCCUGCCCAUUUUAUUUGGAGGAUAAGUGUCGCUUUCCAGACACUUGCAGGUUUUCUCAUGGACAGGUUGUACUGGUGUCAGAGCUCAGGGACUUUGUGGAGAGCGACCUCAGUAAACUUGAAGAAGGCUCUUCUUGUUUGGCUCGACAUGAAGAUGGUAUUUGGUAUCCAGCCAAAAUUACAGACAUCGAUAACAGCUUCUACACGGUGAAGUUUGACUCUGCGCUGAUGAAAGACGCAGUGGUCGAAGCAGACGGUCUUAUUCCUCCAAUGAGAGACGAAGACCCGGUGACAUCAGACUCCGAGGACGAGGACGAGGAUGCUGCUUACGCAAAAGUCCUGGAUUCAGCUGAAGACUCCGCAGCAUCACAAAGCACAGCAGAAUUCGGUGGCUGGGAGGCACACACCAGAGGCAUCGGCUCCAAACUCAUGCUCAAAAUGGGUUAUGAAUAUGGAAAAGGUUUGGGCAAGACACAAGACGGGAGAGUGGAGCCUGUGACGGCCGUGCUGCUGCCCAAAGGCAAGUCUCUGGACAUGUGUGCGGAGCUGACGCAGAGGCGCGGCCAGAGCAGAGCGGCUAAAGACGGCACGGCGAAGGGACAGCCCAAGAAACGCAGGAAGCGGCGGAAACGCAACACGGAGGGGCGCCAGACGGUCUUCGACUUCCUCAACCACAAACUGGGAGGGAAGGGUGCGAGCGGUAACGCGGCGGGCGGAGAGGGGUCCACGCCGACGGGAGUGGAGGCCUACAGGGGCAACAGCAGCACCAAGAGAAACCUGAACGUGCGUCUGUUCAAGGCCUCCGAGAGAGUGGCUCAGACCGAGAGAGAGAUCCAGAGAAUGACUGGGACUCUCAAAAGGCUAGCGGGAAGGGACGCCUCCAGAGUGAAGCAGCUGGAGGAGCAGCUGACAGCGGCUCGUGGGCUCCUGGUGCAGCAGAAAGCCCAGGAGCAGGCCGUCCAGAAGGAGCACAGGAAGGCCGACACGCACAAGAAAAUGACUGAGUUUUGA